UAUAUCUUCCCGCCCAAACCCAAACCCGUCUUCUACCUUUCCUCUUUUGUGUGCACAGCAAAUGGCGAUGUCCUCCUUUCACAAAAUGGACGAUUCUCCCUCUCCCUCUCCCUCUCAACUGAAAGCCGAAGCUGCGUUUCUCAUUCGCCGCCACUCCGACCAGCUCCGCUCCAUCGCUCUCUCUCCUGACCCCAACCUUCAUUACCCUCUCCACAUCGAUUUUGCAGAACUAAUGGACGACGACCCGCCGCUUGCGCAAUCGCUAUUCUCCCAACCCACCGAUCACCUGCGCCUCUUCGACGAUGCUGCUAUUUGGGCUCAUAAAAUUGUAUUGGGGGAUUUGAAAUUGAAAGGUCACAAAAGUGUGGUUGAGAAGAAAUUCAUUCAUGUUCGUGUAAACAUCAGCGGUUCCCCACUCGAAUGCCCUGAGACUUUUCCACGCAUUGGAAGUGUUCGAGUGAAGCAUCGUGGGAUUCUUCUCACCCUUAAAGGGACGGUGAUUCGUUCUGGAGCGAUCAAGAUGUAUGAAGGGGAGAGAUGGUAUAUGUGCCAGAAAUGCAAGCACAAGUUCCUAGUUUAUCCUGAGCUGGAAGCUAGAAACUCAAUAUCGCUACCUUCAUAUUGCCCUUCUCUGAGUUCGAGACCCUGUGAAGGCACGAAGUUCAAGGAAUUAGAAGAUUCUAUAAUACGCCAUGAUUAUCAGGAAAUCAAAAUCCAAGAAAGCACACAAGUGUUGGGUGUUGGGGCGAUUCCUCGUUCAAUUCCUGUCAUAUUGAAGGAUGAUCUUGUUGACAUUGUUAAAGCAGGAGAUGAUGUAAUCGUUACUGGGAUUUUAACUGCAAAGUGGUCUCCAGACUUAAAAGAUGUGCGUUGUGACCUUGAUCCCAUACUAAUUGCUAAUCAUGCGAGAAGAACCAAUGAGCUGAAGUCAGAAGUUGAUAUACCUGAUGAUGUUAUUAUGAAAUUCAAGCAGUUCUGGUCAGAUUUCCAUGAUUCCCCAUUAAAAGGGAGAAAUGCCAUCCUUCGAGGUAUUUGCCCACAAAUCUUUGGACUCUUUACUGUCAAGCUUGCAGUUGCGUUAACACUUAUUGGGGGUGUGCAACAUGUUGAUGCUUCUGGGACAAAGGUUCGAGGAGAGUCUCAUUUGCUUCUGGUUGGUGAUCCAGGUACUGGGAAGUCUCAGUUCUUAAAGUUUGCUGCAAAAUUGAGCAACCGAUCUGUUAUCACGACUGGGUUAGGAAGCACCAGUGCUGGAUUGACUGUCACUGCAGUCAAGGAUGGAGGGGAGUGGAUGUUAGAAGCUGGAGCCCUUGUUCUUGCAGAUGGAGGGAUUUGUUGCAUAGACGAAUUUGAUAGCAUGAGAGAACAUGACAGGUCAACUAUACAUGAAGCCAUGGAGCAGCAGACCAUAAGUGUUGCCAAGGCUGGUCUUGUAACGACUCUCAGCACUAGAACAAUCGUUUUUGGUGCAACAAAUCCUAAGGGACAUUACGAUCCUGAUCAAUCUCUGUCUGUCAAUACAACACUAUCUGGACCCUUAUUGAGCAGGUUUGAUAUAGUCCUGGUCCUCUUGGAUACAAAGAAUCCUGAAUGGGAUGCAGUUGUUUCUUCUCACAUUCUUGCUGAGGUUGAAUCAGAAAAAAGCAAGCAUGAUGAAGAGCUAGCAAAUAUCUGGCCACUUCCUAUGCUUCAGAGGUAUAUACACUUUGUAAAAGGAUACUUCAAACCGGUCCUAACAAAGGAGGCUGAAACAGUUAUUUCAAGCUAUUAUCAGCUCCAAAGAAAAUCUGCAGCUCAUAAUGCAGCUAGGACAACUGUGCGCAUGCUGGAGAGUUUGAUACGACUAGCUCAAGCACAUGCAAGACUAAUGUUCCGAAAUGAGGUGACUCGGUUAGAUGCUGUUACAGCCAUUUUAUGCAUUGAAUCAUCCAUGACUACGUCAGCUAUAGUGGAUAGUGUUGGGAAUGCCCUGCACUCCAAUUUUGCUGAAAACCCUGAUCAGGAAUAUGCCAAGCAAGAAAGGCUGAUUCUUGAAAAGCUGAGAUCCAUAGACGAAUUUCCUGACAUAAAUGACAUUGAAGGAUUGUGCAGAUGAAACUCUACAGAAAGGACAGGCAUCUAGGGUUACCAAAUAACUCUAGUUCAUGAUCUCAAGGCAAGGAUUUAUUUACACUGCCAAUUUCGACAACAACCAAAAGUAAGGCAAAUGUGUCCUCUACUUUUUUUUUGGGUCUGAAUAUAUGUCCUCUGCAGCUCUACUUAAUGGAAAAAUAUUUGAUUUUAAUACCUGUUAAAUGUUGUUCCAAGUCAUUUAUGCUGUUAAUUUAUUUUCUGAUUUGGUGGCAAUGCUACAGUUAAUUGGAUUGUUGCAUUAUGAUGAUUAACAUUUAAUUGAUUUGGGUCCCUGUUUGCUGCUGUGCAAAGUGGUAAUCCUUUGGGAUAUUUGGUUUUAAUUGUC
This is a messenger RNA of Quercus robur (English oak), 2458 nucleotides long. RefSeq names its product probable DNA helicase MCM9. Gene Ontology annotation, molecular function: single-stranded DNA helicase activity; ATP binding; single-stranded DNA binding. The transcript has 20 exons. Gene Ontology annotation, cellular component: nucleus; MCM complex. Lineage: Eukaryota; Viridiplantae; Streptophyta; Magnoliopsida; Fagales; Fagaceae. Gene Ontology annotation, biological process: double-strand break repair via homologous recombination; DNA replication. The record is from RefSeq and is a predicted model, not a curated record. The coding region runs from base 62 to 2095 and encodes 677 amino acids.